Molecule: messenger RNA, 3048 nt
Organism: Mugil cephalus (flathead mullet)
Lineage: Eukaryota; Metazoa; Chordata; Actinopteri; Mugiliformes; Mugilidae
Product: voltage-dependent calcium channel gamma-4 subunit-like
Exons: 4
Coding region: 737-1741 (334 amino acids)
Biological process (GO): neurotransmitter receptor transport, postsynaptic endosome to lysosome; postsynaptic neurotransmitter receptor diffusion trapping; transmission of nerve impulse
Cellular component (GO): voltage-gated calcium channel complex; postsynaptic density membrane; AMPA glutamate receptor complex
Molecular function (GO): voltage-gated calcium channel activity; channel regulator activity
Source: RefSeq, a predicted model, not a curated record
GAAAUCUCUCUCAUCUCCACUCUGCUGCCAGUGGUGGCGUUUUAUCUUUUUCUUGGUUUCUGGAUGUUUUUGAGAACAUUUAAAUCCCUGCAGCAUGCUUGUUUACACUAUACGCCCUCUUAUAUAUUGGGUGUUGAUUUUAUUUUUACUAGACUGUAUUAUUUAUUUUAUUGCAUAAACGAACUGCAAAAUCCAUUUCUCUCACAGAACGCUGUUGCUGUAUAUGUUGGUGUCAGUGAUCUUUUCUUCUCCCAACAGCUGUUAUCACCACCGUUUCCAAUUGGCUGCAGACUUGGAAGGUGUGGUCUGUAUCAAGGAUGCUGCAUCCAUUGUCAUACCGUCCACUUUAAUGUUGGACAGUAAACUGUAAAGGAGCCAUUACCGCAUGUGCUCGUUAUGUUUUGAACGUUGUUUCAUUUCUUUUUCUUUUUUUUUUUUAAAUUCCUUUUCCUUUUCAGGGAAUGCGUUUCCAUUUUUCUUUCUUAUUUCCACCUGUAGCAGGAUUGAGGACUUGAUCAACCUUCUGAAAAAAUGAAAGCAGCUCCGCGAUCAUUCCAGCUCCGCAACUUGGGUUGAACUUUAAAGCAGAAAAGGGAAGCGCUAGUCCGGCAGGGCAGGGAUCGUUACUUUGAUGACAGGGAGAGGCGAGCGCUUCUUCUGGCCACGAUCACUGGCACCGUGCGCCCCUCGCCGUGCGCGUAAGCUGCUGUGUGGGAUCCUCGCAUUAUGAGACGCGAUGGCAUGGUGUGACCGAGGGGUUCAGACUUUACUGGCUGUCGUGGGAGCCUUCGCCGCUUUUAGCCUCAUGACCAUCGCCAUCGGGACCGAUUACUGGCUUUACUCCCGGGCGUACAUCUGCAACGCCACUAAUGUCACCACCGACGAGAGCCAGAUGCAAACCAAGAAAGUCCGAGGCGACCUGACUCACUCUGGACUAUGGAGGAUCUGCUGCAUAGAAGGUAUCAACAGAGGCAGCUGUUUUCGGAUCAAUCAUUUUCCAGAGGAUAACGACUACGACACAGACAGCUCAGAGUACAUCUUACGUAUAGUACGUGCAUCGAGCCUAUUCCCAAUUCUCAGCACCAUCCUUCUGAUGUUGGGAGGCCUGUGUGUUGGGGUUGGACGCAUCUAUAGCAGCAAGAACAACAUCCUGCUUAGUGCAGGCAUCCUGUUUGUGGCUGCAGGCCUGAGCAACAUCAUUGGUAUCAUCGUUUACAUCUCCAGCAACGCCGGAGAUCCCAGUGACAAGAAAGACGAGGACAAGAAGAACCACUACAACUACGGCUGGUCCUUCUACUUCGGCGCACUCUCCUUCAUCGUGGCCGAGUCGGUGGGCGUUCUUGCAGUCAACAUUUAUAUCGAGAAAAACAAAGAGACGCGCUUCAGAGCCAAGAGCGACUUCAUCAAAACGACCUCAUCCUCUUCGCCGUACUCUCGCAUACCAAGUUACCGCUACCGACGACGGCGCUCACGCUCAAGUUCGAGGUCAACAGACCCGUCCCGUGAGCCCUCCCCGGUGGGAAUGAAAAUUGGUGGAGGAAGUGGAGGCGGAGGAGGCUUGGGGAUGGGUUUGCCUAUGGGGGAUAUAUCCCUGUACGCCCUCAGCAGAGACCCUUUGAAGGGCGGAGGUGGUACCGCAGGGCCGUAUAGUCCUGAGAGGGACCGUGGGUUUUUACAAGUCCACAACUGUUACCAGAAAGAUGUGAAAGAUGGAGUGAACAGGAGGACCACGCCAGUAUGAGGUCAGGAGUGCACUGCUGUGUGAAACACUAAGCUUGAAGGACCACAUUAGAUGUUAGACUGGCGAUGAGAAAGGACCAUUUGUCCCCAGGACUGCUCAGGCUUUUCAGUAGCAAAGGCCAGACAAUUUUUCCGAUAUCCCCCUGUGAUAGAAAAUUGGCUGUUCCAUUCAGUGGAUGACAAAACCUUAUAUCAAAUAUCUUUUUAUGGUGUGACUCAGUCCCUUAUUAUUAUUAGAAAAAAAGUGGUUGCUGGAAUUUUGUAAUAAUAUUUUAACAAUUUUAAAUAUGAUAUUAAUAUUUGAAAAGUAUUUUAGUUCUUGCAGAAACCUUCAAAGAUGUCGUGGUUGUGCCAAUAUUCUUAAUAGGUAUUCACAUAUUCAUUUGCCUAGUGAAAAGAUUAACCUUUUAUAGAUAAAUGCUUAAUAUAAGAAUGUGGGAAUGAUAGUGAUGGUGUGCUUCUUCUGCAGUGGUUUGAAAAGUGUCUCACUUGCUGAUUCUUCUGCCAUGACACACACAAAAAAAAUGUUUGUCUCCAAAGUGAUUUGCUAAAAUGAAUUCAUUUGUGUGAUUGUUUGUUAUCAGAGUAUUAUUGUAUUAUCAUAUUUGUAACUUAACACAAAUGGUGCUAACUUCUGUACAUCUUUAAGAACUAUACGCCUUCUCAACUCCUGUUUAAAUAUUGUACCCCAAUAAGCUUUCUCACGCCUGUGUGUGAGUCAUGUGUUAAAUAUGUGCGUUUCAGUAUGCUAGUGUGUGUUAUGGCUCGGAAACACAGCCACAUUCUGAAAACUGUGGAAGAGGGUGGGUGUGGACUUGUUUGGGGGAUCUGUGGUACAAGAAACAGCUUUGGGACUGUAAGGCCACAGUUUGACUACUCCACUACACCACUGCUCUGAUCUAGUGCCCUCACCUGGAUGGGUUACAUGCAGUCAGCUAAUUCCUUGUACGCGUGUACAUAUAUACAUGGUUAUUUAAUUAUGGAGAUUUAAAAGAGAUUCCAGUAUGCUGUGUGGUGUAUCAGUGUAAACAUUAACUGUACAGACCCUGUGUCGUCUUUUACUCUCCAUUCCCUCAGGGAUGAUGUUUGGUACAAAUGAGCUCCUAAGUAAGACAGACUGUUACAGGUGUGUGUGGUGAGGUCACGCUGUGCUUUGCUGUUAGUUAACAUGAUUCUGGUUCCUGCAUUCACUGCCUUUGUGUUCGGAGGGUUUAUUUAAAUACAAUUGUAAGCCCUUCAGAUUCAUAUUUAAGGUAUUUCUGUAUGCUUACUACUUCAUAUCAGCACUGGAAAAUAAAUAUUUUGAUG